UUCUUGGCAGCAGGCCUAUUUCAGUUUGUUUUGUGUUUCGAAAAAAUUGUGUGUUUUUUAGAUAUUUGUUCGAAAUGCAGAACCCCAUUUGCGAACCGUUCACGAGUUGGCCAGUAAAAUUCGACAUUAACCAGCUGAUUAAAGAGUUCCAGCCGGAGGUGAAGGGUCGAGCGGUGGACGAGGACAAAUCUGCAAAGGACUUUGUAAAUCUUCCUGAUAACAAUUGGGUAGUCCUGCCCAGUUUUAAGUAUCAUUUUGAGCAUCUGAAGCCGUAUCUAUCCUGCCGGGAGAGCAAAUAUUUGAGAUGUCGCUUCCAGAGGUUUUUGGACAAUGUGCCGAACACUUAUGUAACCAUAGCUUUAUAUGGCUCAAAUGUAAGCAACAUGCCCGUGCCAAGGCGGAAAAGUCUAAAUGGUCAGUUUUACGGAGUGGAUAACAAGCUGGCUCCCGUUCCUGCAGUGGCAGAUCCUCGGUCUCCACCCCACCGAAAAUAGUUAAAUUUACUAAAACAUUUCAUAGCGAAAUUCAACCCAGGCCAAAAAAUUAAUAUACACAAAAAACCAGUACGAUAAUACUUUUAACAAUAUUCGUGUUAUUAAAUAAAUUUAAAAAUUCAUUAUUGUA
Drosophila ficusphila is the source of this 624-nucleotide messenger RNA. RefSeq lists its product as uncharacterized. The coding region runs from base 75 to 494 and encodes 139 amino acids. Lineage: Eukaryota; Metazoa; Arthropoda; Insecta; Diptera; Drosophilidae. The transcript has 2 exons. The record is from RefSeq and is a predicted model, not a curated record.